CUAACAUUUUUCAUUUAUUAUAUAGUGGAAGAGAGUGAGACAUAGAUUAAAUUUAGAACACAUGGCUCUCCCAAACAGAUUUCUCUUUGGAACCAAUCAUAUCAAUCUAUCACCGGCCCCACCGCCCGAGGCGAAGCCGGCAACCGCGCAGCCACUGGCGUCGGGGGUUAGAGUAGACUCUGAUUUCGUAGUCAUCCCGGCGGCGAUGCUGUGCGCACUUAUUUGUUUUUUAGGCCUUUGUGGUUUUGCUCGGUGCGGGCGGCAGAGGAGGAGCGGCGCCGCCAGCCCGCCCACCCGGCCCCACCCUGCGGCAAACAGAGGCCUGAAGAAGAAAGUGCUCCAAUCCCUCCCCAAGUUCGCCUACGCCGCCGCCGCAGAAAAUGGCGGCAAGCAGCUCCCGGCGGACUGCGCCAUAUGCCUGGCGGACUACGCCGACGGCGAAGAGGUCCGGACGCUCCCGCAGUGCGGCCACGUGUUCCACGUGCGGUGCAUCGACACGUGGCUCGGGUCCCACUCCUCCUGCCCUUCCUGCCGGCGGAUCCUCGUGGUGGGUCGUUGCCAGAAUUGCGGCGGAGGGGAGUUCCCUGAAGUCUCCGUCGCCGGAGAUGGUUCCCGCGCAGGCACUCCGUUCGGCGGCAGUCUUCCUCAAAUGGUAUAGCUUGUCCGCGCCUGAAAUUCAACUAAACCCACCGUAAAUUGCAAAUAGACAAUUAUUAUAAGUUCCCCGCGGGGGGGGGGGGGCCACCAACACUACAGGUUACCCGUGAUUUCCGGUAUGGCCAUGUGAUCCGGGUCGGUCUUCGGGUUGUCCUGGGCGGGUCGGGGGAGGGCAAACUGGGCAAAUUACAAAUACGUAGAAAAUGUAGUAGGACAAAAACUUGGAGGCUGGGUAUGUAUAGUAGCCUAGUACGAAUGAUGUGUGUAAUUUGAACGUUAUUAUUGUCACUAUACACUCCCUCCCUCUAAAAAAGAACUUCCCGAUUUGACCGGGCCACGCAAAUUUAUGCAAAUUUAUGUGUGAUGAAAAUUGUGUUGACUUUCUCAUUAUACCCCUUAGCCUUUUUGCCCUGUACACCCCUGUACUCCCCCACUGACUGAUGCCAUCUACCACUGCCGACGCCGGCACUUCGGCACCACCACCGCCGGCACUUCAGCACCGCCGCCGCCGGCACUUCAGCACCACCGCGAUGGUGCUUCCUCAACCCCCGCCGUCAAAAGCCCCCCCCGCCGAUGAUGCUUCCUCANGCCACAGAUCUGGAAAAAUCCACCACAGAUCUGGAAAAAAUUUAAAAAAAUUUGCCACUGCAAAUCUAGAUCCGGUGAAGAUGCAACCAGAUCUAGAAAACAAUGUCUUCUUCUAGCUGACGAAAUAAGGAAGAAAAAUCAUU
Messenger RNA from Cuscuta campestris, 1388 nucleotides. The record is from the annotation of a GenBank genome assembly. Lineage: Eukaryota; Viridiplantae; Streptophyta; Magnoliopsida; Solanales; Convolvulaceae.